This is a messenger RNA of Auxenochlorella protothecoides, 501 nucleotides long. RefSeq lists its product as hypothetical. The transcript has a single exon. Lineage: Eukaryota; Viridiplantae; Chlorophyta; Trebouxiophyceae; Chlorellales; Chlorellaceae. The record is from RefSeq and is a predicted model, not a curated record. The coding region runs from base 1 to 501 and encodes 166 amino acids.
AUGGGCCCAUGGCCCUGGCGCGCUGGAGGAGCAAGGGGGAUCGAGGGGCGGGGGAGUGCCCGACACCCACAGGCACCCGGGCCUGACCAUGGGGGACGAGCACGGAGGCGCUCAUCGCUGCACUCCCGUGGUUCAAUAUAUGGUACCUGGGCAACAAGACUGGGAAGGUUUCGACGCGGUGCAUGGCAGGGGUGGUGGUGUUUCACCCCGGCCUGGUGCAAUCCGGUAGGGUGUCCUCUCUUUCCACCUGGCAUAGAACUGUUUGCGGGGGGUGUUGUCCGGUGCGGGGGCCAAGUCCCGCACCCGAGGGCCCCAGCACUCGAUGCAUGCGCACCGAUCAUCUCGUUGCUGUUGUCCUUUCAAGCCUGCCUCCGAGCCAUCCCUCCUCCCGCCGAGUGGUCGGGCCGGAGGUCAGAUCAAGUUGGGCACGGCAGCGUGUCCAGCUGGCGCGCCCGAGCCUGGCGUACCAGCCCUGCUCGCCGCGCCUGUCUGAACAUCUAG